Messenger RNA from Ogataea parapolymorpha DL-1, 462 nucleotides. Its product is annotated as NADH dehydrogenase (ubiquinone) Fe-S protein 4. The transcript has a single exon. The coding region runs from base 1 to 462 and encodes 153 amino acids. Lineage: Eukaryota; Fungi; Ascomycota; Pichiomycetes; Pichiales; Pichiaceae. The record is from RefSeq and is a predicted model, not a curated record. Gene Ontology annotation, biological process: electron transport chain.
AUGUUUAGAGGGUCUCGUUUGUUCCAUACAGUGCGUGCUUUGCGCAAUGAAAAAACGGUUUCUUCUGUAAACCAGGUUUUGCAAGAAUCUACAAACCAAAAACAAAUCAUUAGCGGAGCUCCAGCGGAGCUUGCCGCAAACAGAAUGGUUCGUAUCUAUAAAGAAGCGAAAGCGGCCACGCAAUCGUCUGCCAACAACGCGAAAUACUGGAAAAUUGACUGGGAUGUGCUUCCUAGAGGAAACAGGUGGGAGAAUGAUUUGAUUGGGUAUCAGUCUUCAAGUGACUAUAUGCAAGGCACCAGACUUUCUUUUGAGACUAAGGAAAGUGCUAUUAGCUUUGCUAAUAAUCAGGGAUGGGAUUAUUUCAUCCAAGAGCCAAAGAAAAGGAAGUUCAAGAAGAAAGAAUACGCGGCAAACUUCUAUCAUUCUUCCGGACCUUUGAAGCAUAUCAGAACUAAGUAG